AUGGAUAAGGUUGCUCAGAUCUGGGACACUGUCCCCCAAUAUGGUCAAUGGGCCCUUGCUGGCAUUGGCGCCCUUUACGUCGCUGCUCGCGUCGGCGCUUUCCUCCAGCUCCUCCUUAACGCUUUCAUCCUGAGCGGCACCAACCUCCGCAAGUAUGGCAAGAAGGGCACUUGGGCUGUCGUUACCGGCGCCUCGGAUGGUCUCGGCAAGGAGUUCGCCCAGCAGCUCGCCUCCAAGGGCUUCAACCUCGUUCUCGUCUCUCGCACUCAGUCUAAGCUGGAUACCCUCGCCCGCGAGCUUGAGCUCAGAUGGGAUGGUCUCAAGACCAAGACCUUCGCCAUGGACUUCUCCAAGGACGAUGAUUCCGACUACGAGCGUCUUGCCGAGCUCAUCAAGGGCCUCGACAUUGGUAUCUUGAUCAACAACGUUGGCCAGUCCCACAGCAUCCCCGUUCCCUUCCUUCAGACCGACCGCGACGAGCUCCAGAACAUUGUCACCAUCAACUGCCUCGGCACACUCAAGACCACCAAGGUUGUCGCUCCCAUCCUUGCCCAGCGCAAGAAGGGUCUUAUCCUCACCAUGGGCUCUUUCGCCGGUGUCAUGCCCACUCCCUACCUCGCCACCUACAGCGGCAGCAAGGCUUUCCUCCAGCACUGGAGCAGCGCUCUCUCUGCCGAGCUCAAGGACCAGGGCGUCGAUGUCCACCUUGUUGUCAGCUACCUCGUCACCACUGCUAUGAGCAAGAUCCGCCGCAGCAGCCUCCUCAUCCCCAGCCCCAAGCCGUUCGUCCGCUCUGCUCUCGGCAAGGUUGGCCUCAACAGCUCCGAGCCCUUCCCCAACACCUACACCCCCUGGUGGAGCCACGCCGUUUUCAAGUGGGUUAUUGAGAACACUGUUGGUGCCUACAGCUACAUCACCCUCAGGGUGAACAAGAACAUGCACAUCGACAUCCGCAACCGCGCUCUGCGCAAGGCUGCUCGGGAGGCAAAGAAGCAGUAA
Molecule: messenger RNA, 999 nt
Organism: Neurospora tetraspora
Lineage: Eukaryota; Fungi; Ascomycota; Sordariomycetes; Sordariales; Sordariaceae
Exons: 2
Coding region: 1-999 (332 amino acids)
Biological process (GO): fatty acid elongation
Cellular component (GO): endoplasmic reticulum
Molecular function (GO): ketoreductase activity
Source: RefSeq, a predicted model, not a curated record